UUAAUAUUCAAACUUCUCGUCUAGCAUCUCGUCCAAUUAAUAAAAUUUCUUAAUGAAUUUUAUCCUUGAUCUAUAAAUUUAAAAAUAUCGAUAAUUUUAAACAGAAAAAUCCGAUAAAAAUUUAUUAUAUAAUAUAUAUCAUAAACAAAGAAGAUAUAUUACAACUUGGGAAUUCUCAACUUCAAACUUCAAUCUUUUUAAAAUUACAAUAACAAUUCGAUACACUGUUUGUUUUUACGCUACUAGUACCAAUGUUCACACAUCUCUCUUUUCGUUAUUUUUUUACACAUUUUUCACCCCUCGCACAAUUCCAUCCGUUCAAUCCUUUUUCCCCUGAAAACAUGAGUUACUCGUUUAACGAUAAACAAUCUUAUCAAAAUCCCAUUUUCACAUACUAAGUAUUAGUGUAUCUCCAGGAUCGAUACAUUCAAGCAAUUCAUCGAGGCGAAUUUGUCAUGGGGGAAAUCAGGUCAACCGCCACCGUUUAACGAUUACUUCGAUCUUAAUGAUCCACAUUCGGCUCAAUUGCAAAACAGAUACUAUCAAAUAGAAAAUAAUACGCAAUUGGAGAGAUUCAUAAUGGAAGGUAAUUAUGCAAUUCUGGGCAAAAUAAUCGAAACGUGUUUUGUUCCGACCGAUUAUAUAACAACUGAAAAUCUCAAGAAUUAUAGAUUGAUGAGAGAAUCGUUGGCACACUUUUACGCUGCUUUCGCAAUUCAACCACGGCUACUGAAGCCUAUAAAUGAAAUGAUUCUAUGGUUGAAGGAGACCGGUAUUGUUAUUUGGCAUUUACGCGAUGUCAUACGGAGACGAGGUAAUUAUAAUUUUCGCCAAGUUUUCAUUGAACGUGACAGAUACGAUGGAAGCGUGCAAGUUCUUGGAUUGACGCCGCUUGGCGCCGGAUUUUCACUCUUACUCGUCGGAUUUUUUAUAGCUACGUUGAUAUUUUGUUUGGAAUUAUUUAAUAUUAAUUGGAAACAAAUCAUUGAGAAAAUAUCCGUCCUUCGCGUUCUUCGAGAUAGAACAAUAUGAAUAAAAACAUUAUUCACGAAAAUAAAUAUGUGAUGAGCAAAAUAUAUUAAAUAAGUUAAUUGAUUUCAAGGUUACUUCACUUUGAUCAAUUUAGUGGAAAAAAUAAGAAAAUUAUUUGUCAUUGCGUAUAUAAUACAUAUUUCUCUAUGUUAUCGCUUCAUUUUUUCCAAUAAUUAUUUAUGUAUUUUUUUAAUUAUCGUGAUUCAAUUAUCGAUCGGUUGAAAAGUAAUAUACACGUAUAUUACGUGUAAGUGUGAGAUAAAGAUUAUUAUAUGUCAUUGAAAUAUAAGUUAUAUUUUUUUAUAUUUUUAAAAAUCAUAAUUUUGAUUUUUACGAUAAAUCUAUGAGAUAAAUCUAUAUACUUUAAUCGCAUAUAAUGAAGAUUGAUAAAUAUUGAUUGAUUAUAAUCGACACUGUAUAAUUAUAACAUCAUCGUAAUUUUCAAUUUUUUUCGUAUUUAAAAUGCUAAAUAUAUAUAUAUGUAUAUAUAUAAUUACUAAAUAAAUAAGCUAUUUCUCCUAAAUGGGAAAUAUGUUGAAAAAUAA
Messenger RNA from Apis laboriosa (Himalayan honeybee), 1577 nucleotides. RefSeq lists its product as uncharacterized. Lineage: Eukaryota; Metazoa; Arthropoda; Insecta; Hymenoptera; Apidae. The record is from RefSeq and is a predicted model, not a curated record. The transcript is spliced from 4 exons. The coding region runs from base 580 to 1032 and encodes 150 amino acids.